CCCAGUGAACCGAAGUCAAAAAAUUGAACUUUCGGAACGUUAGAGAGUUGUUUGUGAAAUUCGUGUGUUAAUUCUUCAGGUUGUUUGAAUAUUGGGGCUUUAGAACAUAAAGACAAAAGUGGCCAUUGGACUCAUCAGGUCAUCUUUUUUAUUGCCGUUGUUAAUUCCUACUGGAGACUAGGUGGACCAUGAAAAGGUCACUCAGAAGUAGGGUGGCCAGGUGACCAAGAUUUUUGUGAUUGCUGGGGCUGCAGCAGUCCUCAAUUAGCUCUGAUGCUGGAGCCUGUAGGAGCAUUAAGCACCAACAUUCAGGGAACAGCCCAACCUCCGCCUCCUCGGAGGCCCCCAGUUCCUCUUGCCCCUACUUCUAGUCAGGGUGUUCCACAACGCCGAGCUCCGGUACCACCCACAGCAUCUGGAACUGGAACUGGCCUUCAAACACACCCUGCACAGAUUAGACCACCUGCUUCACAUACUCGUUCAAGUUUGUCAGUCUCCAGAACAGAGUUUGUGUUUGGUUCACAGGAUCCACUAAUUAUAUCAUGGGACAUCAAAGAGGAGGUGACACCCUCUGAUUGGAUAGGAUUAUAUAUAGUUGAUGAAGUUGAUCCAUUUCGUUUUCUUGGGUACAAAAACAAACGCUCUAAUAACACUCAAAAGGGACAGGUUCCUUGGUACAUUGAAUGGGAUAACCAAUUUACAGAAGAUGUUACAGAUGUCUGUUUUCGGUAUUACCAUGGAGUGACCGGGGCACUCAGAGCAGUUAGUCCUGUUGUAACUUUAAGAAAAUGUGCUGAUGUCAGCAUUCAGAAUGGGUAUGGCAGUGAGGAGUUGUUUUCCCCAGGGAGUAGUCAACAGGCUCCUGUGGAGAUGGUGAGAUUGUCACUCACAAACAUUCAAGCCAAGAAUCUUAAGAAAGGAAUGUUCUUCAGUCCAGAUCCAUAUGUUAAAGUCUCGGUUCAACCUGGUAGAGAAGAGGGAGUUUUGUCUUUGCCACAUCAUGGUCAAGAAUGUCGAAGUGCAGUUGCUGAAUCAACCAUUAAUCCUUCUUGGAAUGAAAAGUUUGAUUUUAUUGCUUUCCCAUCUGAUAUCUUGGAGUUUGAAGUAAAAGACAAAUUUUCCAAAAGCCGGCCAAUCAUCAAUCGUUUUUUAGGAAAACUUAGCAUACAAGUUUCUUUUUUGAUGGAACAAUAUAGUAGUGCUCCUUUAGAGUUGACUUUCAGUUUGACAAGCAAAAGUCCAUCAGAACAUGUGACUGGACAACUGUCUUUUGUAUUUACUUUAGAAAAUGGUCCAGUUGAUCCAUGGACACACAUACGUCAGGUUCAUAAUCCUCUUUAUGUCUCAGACCUUCCAACUGGUCAGGAAGGGUCAUCUCUUCCCACCACACCAGUUCAUCACCCUCCUCAAAUAACCAGUAGGGCCACUUCAAUACCUAAUGGGAAUAUCCCUCAACCUCCCACCAGCCAAAAUCUUCCAGAGCCACUAACUCGAACAGAGUCAGGCCCCAUGGUUUCACAAAAGCCUUCUCAUGCUAUGUCUUCUCGACUUUCAGUAGGUGGUUCAUCUCAAAUUUCAAGUGGUAAUGGAGCUCAUGCUUCAAAUGGAAGCAUUGGGGUGGCAUUUACUAACCCAGAAUAUGUGUUACAAAGUGCAACAGAAAUAUUAUCUUCUUGUUCUCAGGGUUUUUCUAAACCUCCAGAUAUUCCUCCACCAUUGCCACCCAAACAGAAAACCCGCAGACACCAUGGUCAUAAACCACUAGAACGUAUGAAAGCUUUAAACCCUAACAAUAGCUCAGGCAGUCAGGAAGUUGCAAGUAGUGGUAGCGAUACUACCCGAUCUCUGUUAUCAGAGGCUAGGCAUGUACGUCCCGAAGACAGCUUCCUUCUGGAAAUAGUUGAUACAGAUGAACAGAAUGGUUUGUCUAGCACAGAGGAAGGAUUAACACAUAGUCUGGAAUCUGAUGAAAGUCUGGGAAGUAUUCCGCCCUCAACCUCCAUGAUGUCUUUUGAGGAGGAGGACACAAGUCCACCACCUCCUCCCCAACGUGAGCCAGGUGCCUCAAGACCAUCAGUUCUUCCAGUUUCACCACCACAUCGUGUGGAAGACUUGCCAGCUGAUGCAGAUCAGCAGUCUCCUGUGAGUGAGAUUGCCCAAAGGACCCCUCCACCUCCUGUACCAAGCAGGGCUGCACCUUUAGCCACACCUGAACAUGACUCUAUUCAAGAAAGUGUGCCUUCACUGGAAAACAUACAUGAUUCUAUCCUUGAGACUCCUGAAGAGAGUGCAUUUGAGCUAGAUGCUGCUUUAGAAGUGGCUGAUUCUGUUGACAUUGAUGAGCUAAACUCAGUAGUGAGCUCAGAGGACCUACCUGUUAGUGAAACUGUUAGUGAAAGGACAGAAAUGGAAGGACCCAAAGCAGAAGAUACUGAAGCAGCAUCUGGAACAGUGACCUCACCUCCUGGCUCCAUUAGUCCCUCACAAACCAUUAGCUGCAGUGACCAUGAAGAUAUUAACACUGAUGGUUCUGUGGGUGGCCCAAGUGUUAACAUGUCUGAUUCAGAAACCUCUUGGUCUGGUGGUGGUGAAAAUGAGGACACAGCUGAUUAUCCUGAAGAAUAUGUUUGUGAUUCAACUUCUACAGGAACAGAGACUGCAGGCAGUCCAGAAAUAGAAGAGGUUAUUACUUAUUCAAAUGGAACAGUUACCCAGUCAGUGAACGAAAUUUAUGACCAGAGCAGUGAACCAACAACUGUUGUGGAACCACACCAUACAGAAGAAUUGUGUACAGAAACCCAAGAAAGAACUCCAGUAGUAGAAUGUAGAGAAACUAGAGAUAUCUAUGAAGUUGAACAAAUGAACUCUCAAGUUAGCACUGCAGCAGCUCCUGUCAGGGAGCAAAGUGACAGUGUAGAGUUUUCAGAUGUGUGUACUCCUUUGCUUCAGUGUCCUCCCACCCCUACUCAUCACCCUCAUCCAAGACUCCAUGCAACAAUUGAUGUCAGCCAUCCGCUGUGGGAAACUAGGAGACCCAUUACAAGUCAGUCCUGGUUACCCAUAGGAACACCUAGCCUCACUGAUGGAUCAAGUAGCUCCUGGUCACAAUCUGGUAACCAUGCUCCAUCCACACGACUUCCCUCUAUUCCAGAACGAACUAUUCGGUUUCAGAGAGUGGAGUUGGAGGAACCUUUGCCACAAAAUUGGGAGGCUCGUAUCGACACCCAUGGCCGUAUCUUUUAUAUAGAUCAUUUAAAUCGAACAACAACGUGGAAUCGACCAACAGGAUCCCAGCAGCCAUCAGUUGGAGCAACAAAUGAACUUCAGCGUCAACAGUUAGAUCGCAGAUAUCAAAGCAUUAGGAGAACCAUUACAUCUCGCAUGCAUGAUGCUUCUUCCUCUGUUUCAUCAUUGUCAUCUGCUGCCUCGGUGCCUUCCUCAAACAGUGUUAAUAACAGACGAGCUCAGCUACUUAAUUCGCCACCUUUGCGCUUCCUUUCUAGAUCUGAUUUCUUUAGUGUUUUACACAUGAAUGAUGAAGCCCUAGCUGCUUACAACAGUAGUUCCUCCUUGAAACACAUGAUCACUAAGAUUAGAAGAGAUCCUUCUACAUUUGAGAGGUACCAACACAAUCGAGAUUUAGUAAGUUUGCUGAACAAAUUUGCCGACUUAGAGAGAGAUCUUCCUCGAGGAUGGGAGUCAAAACAUGAUCGAAGUGGCAAGCAAUUUUUCAUUGAUCAUACAACAAGGAGUACCACUUUCAUUGAUCCUCGUUUGCCAGUAGAAGUGCCCUACAUAAAUCCUCACCGGUUAGCUGUACCCCUGAAUCGGAGAAGAAGUCGAAGUGCUGGUGAAGAAGAGAUUCGACUUGAAGGUGUUGCAAGGGGCACUGCUUCUGGACCGGUUCCUCCUCCUCGACCCCAUAUCACCACAUCCUGUACAGUUCCACAUAUUGUGUCUCAAGUGCCUACUGCUUAUAAUGACAAAGUUGUGGCCUUUCUUCGUCAACCGAACAUUAUUGACAUUCUCAAGGAACGACACCCAGCUAUUGCCACUAAUCAAGUUCUCAGGGAUAAAGUAAAUGGUAUAAGAGUUGAAGGAACCAGUGCUCUGGACAGACUUAGUCAUGAUAUAGAUCUUACCAUACUUCUCAGUCUGUUUGAACAAGAGAUUAUGUCCUACGUUCCAGCACAAAGUAGCGAUAAUGCAUCAGCCAGUACAAGUGGAACACAUCGGUCACCACAUGAAUCUCCCCAACCAUCUCCACAGGCAUCACCAGGUUUACAAAGAGCAAACGUCAGAGCUCCAGCUCCUUACAGGAGAGACUUUGAAGCCAAGCUCAGAAAUUUCUAUCGCAAGCUAGAAUCCAAAGGUUUUGGUCAAGGUCCUAGUAAGCUGAAAUUAAACAUACGGAGAGAUAAUUUACUAGAGGAUGCCUUCACCAAGAUCAUGGCUGCCUCCAAGAAAGAUCUCCAGAAAUCUCGUUUAUACAUCAGUUUCUCAGGAGAGGAAGGGUUAGACUAUGGAGGUCCAUCCCGAGAGUUUUUCUUUCUGCUCUCUAGGGAACUCUUCAAUCCCUACUAUGGCUUGUUUGAAUAUUCUGCAAAUGAUACCUAUACAGUACAAGUGAGCCCCAUGUCUGCCUUUGUGGAUAACCAGCACGAGUGGUUCCGGUUCAGUGGCCGGGUUUUAGGCCUUACUCUGGUUCAUCAAUAUCUUUUGGAUGCCUUUUUCACCCGGCCAUUCUAUAAGGCUCUGCUUCGUUUGCCAUGCUCCUUGAGUGAUCUUGAAUCACUAGAUGCUGAGUUUUAUCAGUCUCUCUUAUGGCUAAAAGAUAACGAUAUCUCGGACAUGGGCCUGGACUUGAGCUUCUGUGUAACAGAAGAAGUAGCUGGACAAAUAGUAGAAAAAGAACUGAAAUCUGGUGGUAAGAAUAUUACAGUCACAGAAAGGAAUAAGAAGGAGUACAUUGAUAGAAUGGUGAAGCGUCGUUUAGAACGUGGAGUAGCUGAGCAAACAGAAUCUCUAGUCAGGGGGUUUUAUGAAGUCAUUGAUCCUCGUUUAGUUUCCGUUUUUGAUGCUCGUGAGUUAGAGCUUGUCAUAGCAGGAACGGCUGAAAUAGAUAUAGUAGACUGGAGGAAAAACACAGAAUAUAGAUCUGGUUACCAUGACAACCACCCUGUGAUCCAGUGGUUCUGGACAGCCAUAGAAAAGUUUGAUAAUGAACGUCGCCUGCGGAUGCUUCAAUUCGUGACAGGAACUUCUAGCAUCCCUUAUGAAGGCUUCUCUGCACUACGUGGAAGUAAUGGGCCACGAAAGUUUUGUAUAGAAAAGUGGGGAAAACCAACUAGCUUACCUCGAGCUCACACAUGUUUUAAUCGUCUCGAUCUGCCUCCAUAUACAUCAUAUGAAAUGCUUUAUGACAAGUUGUUGCUGGCUGUGGAGGAAUCGAGCACCUUUGGAAUUGAAUGAAAAAUAAACAACUUAUCAGCUAUAGCAAGUGUUUGAGGGCAGACCUAGCUAUGUAGUUUCGUCAUUAAUUUCUGUGCUCUUAUGUACAGUAUUGCUGAUGAAUAUUCUUUGCUAGAUAGCAAGCAUUGCAGACAUUUAUUGUUGGACAGUUUAUUGUGAUUUACUGUAAAUGGCUGUCCUCAAGAGAAGUACAUACAGCUUGACAAUCUAGAAUCAGUAACCAUCUUUUUUCAGCUCACAGUAUUAUGCAAGAACUCAACUCCAUUUCUAGUUCUGAAGCAUGGGCUAGACUGCAUCCUCUUGCACUGAAACAUUAUAAUGUAUAUACACAUUACAUGUUAUGGUUGAUAUUCCUGUCAUCAUAAAACUAAUGUAGUGUAAUAGUUGCUGCUCUGAUUUUGUGCUGAAGAAUUCUUUAACAAGGUAGUUUUCAAAAAGGGAAAUUCAGCUGAGUGAAAAUUGAUACUACAAUCAUUUUUAAAAUUGAGAUUGAACUUCUAGUUGUUAAUUCAUUUAUUGCCAAAAAAGAUGCACGUUUUACACCAGUCAUCAAGUAAGAGAUUUGAAAAUUUAUGGUAGCCAUUAAAAAGUAGAGAGAAAGAGAGAUUGAAAUUUCACACCAGUCAUUAAAUAGGUUAAUUUUUCCAGCAGCUAUGAGGAAACUAGUUACUGAGCUUUAUAUAAAUCAUAAGAAAGAAGGUUACAGUUUUGACAGCAGAUUUUAAGAGAGUAUGCUUGUAUUCAUCAUCACAGAGGUGACAGUUUCACAGCAGCUAUUAAAAAAAAUGCUUUCAAGUUUUUCAGCAGCUGUCAACAGAGAGUUGCACUUUUUACUGUAACAAUCAAGAAAGGAAGUGAAGUUUUAAGUAACCUUCAAAAAGUUAUUGGAGUUUUACAAUAUCUAUCUAGAAACAAGUUGACAUUUUACAGUUAUGGAAGAGAUUGAAUGUUUGCAACAGUCAUCAAGGACUUUGUUGGAGUUUGACAGUAUUCAGCAUGAAAAAAAUUACAUUAAUAAAGAAAAAAUAAGUUUGGGAUUUCCACUAGUCAGAAAGGAAGUAAUUGGUUUUUACAAUAGCUAUUACAGAAACUUUGUAAGUUCUGUUAAUUACUAGGUGAGAAAUUGGAAUGUAACCACAUCUGUUAAUAAAUAACAGAAAGUUGAUGUUUGUGAAGAAAAAAAUAUUAUAAAGUUCUUGAACAAAAAAAAUUCACAGUUCAGAUUACACUGUGGAAGAUACAUUAUACCUUGGGGUGCAUUUCCAUCUAACAAUGUCUUGUUGUAGAGGAGAACACAGCGCUCUUGAAAGGUAGCUUAGAAUUACAAUGAUUAGGUUAUUUGAAUCUAUAAUAUGUGUAUUUACAGAUACAAACAUAUUUUGAUUGUUUGGAAAAAAAAAUCAAAGUCUUGGUAUUAAUCUUGAAACCUUUCAUUAUGCUUAAGACCAAGCACAAAACUCUUGACUUUAUUUUUUUGCCUUUUGUUUCACAAAAUAUAGUGACCCAUAUAUUUAUUUGUUUUAGUUUUUAUUUUCUGUUUACAACUUAAGUAGGUAGUCACUGACUAUUCAGUUAGACUAUUUAAAAGAAGCUCUGAAAUUUCAAAAUUUUAAUAUAAUGAUUGUGGUGGAAAAAGUCUCUUUUUUAAAAACUAAUGUUUUUAAAAUCAAGAUCUUGCUUCAGUGGCUUUAAACAUUAUUUAUUGAUUCAACCUAAUUUAAGCAAGGUGUUAGGAAAUGGAAGAAAAAUACUUAUAAUUACUAUUGCAUCCUUACCAAUUUAAAUCAUAAAUCUGUAUGUCAGAAAUUUAGCAUACUAUGGUACAUCAUUAAACGGUUGUCAAAUUAUGUAAACUAAAUUAGCCACAAAUAUACCAGAAUAAAGACGGAACCAGUUAUAAUACGUAUAUUUAAGUAUGUCUGAUAAAAAUGAGUAAUAAUGACAUUUCAUGAUACAGGAAUAAAUUGUAAAUAAUCAAAAUAUGUCUGCUAAAAACUGAUUCUUCUUCGAUGAAAGACUGUUACUGGAAAAGAGAUAUUCUUCUUCAUAGAUGUACCGUCGUAAAUUUGUUUUUCAUUAUAUUACUUUUUUCUUGUGGUGCAUAACAGAUUUUAAGUUAAAUAUGAACAAAGAUAUUGAUUAACCUGUACUUUAAUUCUACAAAAACAAAGCCAUCUCUCGAGUGUAGUACAUUAUUAUUUUAGUGAUAAUAAACAUUAAUAUAGUGGUGGCAAUUAAGUCAGUAUUGAAAAACAUAAAAUAAUUUUAAUUUACUCAUUUCCAAAGCCUGUACAAUUCAUUCUGAUUUUUGCAUCAGAAUUUUCCAGUUAACAACACAUUUUUUUAAAUUAUUGAAAAUACUUUUUGAAUUGUAUAAACUAAUGGUAGUUUGUUAAUCUGUAGCUUUUGAUUGUAUAAUCACCUUUGGAUGUACUGAGAAUUUUCCAGUUUUAUUUGAGAGAAAAAUUAAUACUAAUUGGUUUUGAAUUAAUCUGUCAGAAAGAAAGUAAAUAAUUUUGUUGUGUUUAAGAUGUAAAGUUUGUGGAGAAAAACAUCAAAGAAGGUUCUGGCUUGAAUUUUCCUAUUGCUGUUAAAUUAAUAACUACAUGUUCUUGUAUAAAACCAUUCUUAAAUUAAAAUACCUCUCUGUAUUGGAAAUUGUGCUCUUGACUGAGACCUGUAGAUGAAUGUAUUAAGUGUUGACCAAGUAUAUUUAGUUUAUUUAUGAAGUGAUUUAAGCCACAAAUUGUUCAAACAGUUUGAAAUCUGUAUGGAAUAAUCAACAACAAAAAGAGGCAUUUUACAUUUAAGCUCAGUCUUUACUGUAAAUUUCAGCUGAACAAAAAAAGGGUUUUAAUAUGGAAUCUUCCAGUUCUUUAUUUUUAUUUUGAAUUAAAUAGUUAUUGGAAGCUAAUUUUUUUACAUUGACUUUCAAACUACAUUAUAUAAGUGUUUGUUUCUCUCCAAAUUUCAUAUUAUUGGCAUAACUUUUGCUGGAAGUCUCAUAUGAUGAAUCGACACUAGACGUUUCUGUAAGUAAUUUUUAGACUGAAUGUACAGCAUGUAGUGUUUAUAUAUGAACUGGAUUUUCCUUUUUAACAAAUGUUUUGACUGUUUAUUGUGGAAUUUCUUGGUAUUUGCAAGUCACAUUUUCUUGGUCUGUUUUGAGUAUUUUUCUCUCUCUACUUUCUAAUUUUAUGAAUUUUAUACUUUUGAAAAUGACAAAUAUUAGUAUUCAGUUUUAUUAAACAUAAUAAUACUUUGAGAAGUUAUGAGGGAAUUUAAUACAGAAGGUGUGAUAAGUGUAGUAUGUAGGAGUUGAGUUUAUGAUGAUGUGAUUAUUAACAAAAUUCACCCUUUAAACUUCCUUUUUUGUUCUUUGAAAAUAUAAAAUUGAAGUUAAUAAAUAUUGCAUUAAUGUCACUGUAUGCAUAACAAUGUGGUUAAAUAUGUCACUCUGGAAAAGUUUACAGGUACAUCAAAAUAAGCAUUCUAUAAAAUGGAACAAUAUCUUGAUGUAUCGUAGUUCUUAAGCUAAAAGUGCAAGGUCUGUCUGUAAAAUUUAGAGUUUUGUAAUAAAGAAUUGUAUCACAGAUA
This is a messenger RNA of Limulus polyphemus (Atlantic horseshoe crab), 9069 nucleotides long. RefSeq names its product E3 ubiquitin-protein ligase HECW2-like. The transcript is spliced from 25 exons. Gene Ontology annotation, molecular function: ubiquitin-protein transferase activity; protein binding. Lineage: Eukaryota; Metazoa; Arthropoda; Merostomata; Xiphosura; Limulidae. Bases 274 to 5472 code for a protein of 1732 amino acids. The record is from RefSeq and is a predicted model, not a curated record. Gene Ontology annotation, biological process: regulation of dendrite morphogenesis.